AGGCAUCAGCGUCGCCGGCAUCAUCCCCUCGACGACCCGCUGCCAUGAAUUCUCAGCCCGCCCCCUUCCUUGAUCCUCUACUCGCUCCUGUGCCGCAGCCAGUUGUACCUCCGAGCACUCAGACAACGAUGACAAAGCCCAUCUUCUCGGACUGCCUGAAGCUCAACUGCACAAGGAAGGCCCGUUCUACUCGAUGCGCGUUCUGCCCGACAUGUUGCAAGAACUCUGGUGGCUGUUCUCUUCAUAUCCCGCCGAUCUUUCCGCCACAACCGGCACACUCUCCUCGGUUAACGACUCCGAGUUCUCCUCACGCUUCGCUUCCAGUGAUGUCAUCCUCCUUGGGCCUCGCAAUCGACAAUCUAGAUUACACCUUUGAUCAGCCAUCUAGCUCUAUAUCCUCGAGACUAUUCCCAUCCUCUAGUCACUCAACGGCGCCAACAUCCGAGUCUAGUGCUUCCCCUUCGCUUUCUAUCCCAGCAUCUCCUUCGUCAGCUUCACAGUCUGCACGCUCACCAUCCGUCAUUUCUAUAAGUUCAACAUCAGCCUCGGGGUCUACUCGUUCACCAUCAGUCAUUUCUAUCGGGUCUUCAUCUUCGCCAUCGCCUUCUAUCUCCGCUACCACAUCAUCUUCAUCAUCCCUCAUCAAGAAGUCAACAAAAGCUCGGUACUCCAGCCAGCUAAGCCCUCUAUGGACGAGUCCUGCCGCACAGUCCCCUACUAUCAGUUCAAAGGUCGAUCCCCACACGAGCAAGCGUGCAUACGAGCGUCGCGAGCAACAGUCCUUCCCACUCAUUGUCUAUCAUACGUCACAUACCGACCCAAAGAUCUGCACCGUCGACGACUGCCAGGCAUACCCGAAAUGGUCACUCGCCGAGAAGGCGGCCUAUCUACUCUCCUUGGGAUUCGCAGCAUCAGACCCUAUCGAGGUGUAUCGUCCUCGAUAUAGGUACUGGGAGCUGAUUUCCCUUACUACCGUCCACACCAUCGCACCAUCUUCUUGUCUAGUCAUUCGUCGCAACUCCGAGGUCAUGUGCGACAAUCUCGAUCGCUGGAUCUCCGACGUUCAGGGCGCCGCUCGCACAAAGAGCCCAUUAAUUUGGGACAACGUUGGCGCUGAGCGUGCACGUGUUUCCGCACUUCACAAGCAACGCACGCCUACGACUAGGAAACGGAAAGCAGACGAGAUGCUUGGCGAUUUGGAUGACGAGGAUCAAGCAACGUUAAAGCGCAUCCGUCGAGAUUAUACCUUACCGGACAUCCCGAAGAUACCGUCACCGCACCUUGAGUUGCUUCCCGGCUGCGAACUCCUUCCUUUCAUUCUCGCUGAUGACUCGCCUGAACUAUCUUUAUCGCCCUUCACUCGUGAGGAAUCCUUCGACCCUGAGCCCUUCAGUCGCUCCAUGUUCGAUCCAAAGCCGCCUGCUCGACUCGAUCCAAAGCCGUUUUCCUCCCCGUCAUCUUCGACACCUUCUUUGACACCUUCAUCGCCGCUGGUCUCUCCUGAUGCUGCUAUACGACUCCCGCUUCUCCCGGCUGAUGGAGGCGAUCCAUUGGAAGCAUCCUGGCCUGGUGACUGGUAUGUCGAGGAUGUCAUCACCGGGUUAAAAGCCAUUGAUUCUUCGUCUUCACCAUGUCGGCUCACUCCUUUCGCCCGAGCACUCAACUGA
Molecule: messenger RNA, 1667 nt
Organism: Stereum hirsutum FP-91666 SS1
Lineage: Eukaryota; Fungi; Basidiomycota; Agaricomycetes; Russulales; Stereaceae
Exons: 1
Coding region: 45-1667 (540 amino acids)
Source: RefSeq, a predicted model, not a curated record